Durusdinium trenchii is the source of this 864-nucleotide messenger RNA. The record is from the annotation of a GenBank genome assembly. Lineage: Eukaryota; Dinophyceae; Suessiales; Symbiodiniaceae.
AUGUCACGGGGCUGGAGAGACACGAAGCUCCAGCUCCUGUAUGGCGCUCCAGCCCCUGCCAUGAACUUCUUGCGGUUCGCCAGGGACUUGAUGGGUGGCCCCUUGCCCUUGGUGGCGCUCACCGAGGGUGCAGUGCUCUCAGCGCAAUUGGGGCAGCAACUGGGGCUCCAAGUCCCUAGCUGCCCGGCGCUGGCGCUUUACCUGGACACCACAGGCUACCUGAACGUGGCAGAGCGGCUGCCCACGGUCUUGGUCACCCGCGCGCGGAUCUUCAACCACCCCACAGGGAUCUUCCUCCGAUCUUUGCUGCAAGAGUUCGCCAUCAUCAACCAGCCGCUGGCCGAUGCUCGCGGCCACUUUUGGUUCUCAGAGGUGCCCACGGAGGAAGGGAAUGAGAACUGGAAGAGCUGGGAGGUGCUGGUCGGGCCGGACGAAGGCAUCGACGCCCGCAUGCAGGAGAUGUCACGCUGCUCCGCCGCCUUCUUCGUACCCUCGGACAUCCAUCAGCGAAGCUUCAUCGAACUCUACCGCAUGCAGGUUCCCACCUUCAUGCCGGCCGUGGAGUGGCUGCUCCGUUGGCCGCUCUCCGCUCCCUUUGGUGCCUUCAGCUACCCAGGGGAGUUGCCGGACGAGGCGAAGUGGGCGAGCCGACGAGUGCCCAACCUUGGCCCUCGAGCUUCGACGUGCAGACCGAAAGCCCGAGGACCUUGUUCUAUUGGUAUCAGCUGUCGGACUAUGCCAACUUCCCACAUGUGGGUCAAUGCAGGUCGAUUCCCGAUGUGCUCUACCAGAUUUCCAGCACCGACUUGCCAGAAGUGGCUCAGCAGAUGCGAAGCCACUACGCGCUCCUCUCCCGUAGCGUGA